AUGGCACAAUCACCCCUCACAGGGGAACACGAGGAGACAGACAGAUGCUGUCGAGAGCACGACCAGUGUCAGCACGUCAUCCACCCCUUCACCGUUGGCUAUGGCCAUCACAACUUCCGCUGGCACACCAUCAGCCACUGUGACUGUGACACAAGGCUGAAGCAGUGCCUGCAGCGGGUGAAUGACGCUGCCUCCCGAGCUGUCGGUCAAGCCUUCUUCAACGUCAUCCAGGUGCCCUGCUUUGAGCUCACCUAUAAGGAGCAAUGUGUGGAGCGCUACUGGUAUGGCUGGUGUAAAAGCUACGGCCCCGUGCCCCGGGCAGUGCUCCGUGACCCCGUGCUCUAUGAGUUUGGGGGAGAGUUCAUCAGCGUCCUGUCUCACACCUCCCCACCUCUGGGCAGGACUCCCACUCCAGGCCUCGGGGUUGCCACCCAAAGCUGCAGGGUCCAGUACUCUCCAGCACAGCCGGCAGCUCGGGAUGGUAAGGGCACUGAGAAGGGGGAGGAGAAAAAGGAGAAAAGGAAGAGGAAGAAGGGCCUUUUGCUGACACUAGCUCCAGGCCCGGAGCCCCAGCUGGUGAAGCAGCUUGACAGCAAAACUUCAGCGCUCACAGUCAAUGAGGCAGCAGCCCCGGCUCGCGGUGGCAAGGAUGAUGGUUUUAAUGACGCGUCUCACGAUGAACCCAAAGCAGAGGAACUGCCAGAGCCCACUCCCAGAAAGACAGAGGUCGGGACCACGGCCCGGCCAAAGAAGGGCAGGAGGAAGGGGCAUCGCGGAAAGAAAGGGCACAGAAAGGGCGCUGUGCCCUCGAGGCCCAGCCUCAGCUGAUGGGGGUUGGGGUGCAUCCAGUGCCUGGCACUCUCCUAAUGGGCUUUCCCUUGCUUCUCCACUGGCACUGGUGCCUAAGAACUUAGAGGGCUGCAGCCACGGAGGCACGGGCAGGGUUUUCUGGUUGCCAUCCAGAGGCUAUUAGCUACCGGAGGAACUGUGAAGAGGGAUGGGCGUGAGUGGAAUCAAGACGAACACUUCCACCCUCACCUCUGGCUCAGGGAGUGAGCAGGGGAAGGGCCGAGGCUCAGCUCUUUGACAGGGCACAGCUGUUUCCGGAGACGGCCCAGGGCGGGAGAUACAGCUGUGCUAUAGCAAAGGGAGAAAAGGGGGCCGUGGGGGGUGGAGAGGCCGCAUCUGUCCUGAGCUCCUCUUCGGGAGACAGGACUGACUGCUGGGUGUGAUAAUAGUGCUGAAACAAAAUCAUUUCACUUUCUGCUCUGUGUCUGCAUCAAUCAGUCGACCCCGAGGGCGGAAGAGAGUCCGGAUAGGGAGGUGGGUGGCAAUGACCACUAACCGUUCUGAUGAUGGUAUGGGUGAAGUCUGGAGGAUGGGCAGAAAUGGGCAGCUGAGCUUCUCAGGGCUGGCCACUAGACCUGGCACAUCUCCUGCCUUGCAUAUAAAGUGCUCAAAGGACCAGAAACCAACUCCCUAGCUGGAUGGCCUGGCUCCCCUCCCCCUGCUCAGUAAGGCCAGGGUGGGGGGGGGGGUAGUCUCCGGGAGAAGGGCUGCCUAAGCUUGCCUUUCCCCCUCCUCUCCGCCCCAGGGUGGGAGAGGGAACGGGGGAAGGGCCAGCCCAUUUUCCCAGGCUUCUCUAACAAAGCUGGGCUGAAGCCCUUGUAAAGGAGGCACCCAGGGGCCAGGAGGAGGUGUUGGGACUGGUGGUGAUGGGGGAGGGGGCGGGGACUGGGCCUGGCAGUCCCAAAUGCCCAGGGUGGCUGUGGAGACCAGUCUCACCAGCAAUGCUGAGGCCGUCUCCAGGACGAACACUGAACAGAACUGCUGAGGCGGCAGCAGGGGCGUGACGAGAACCUUAGCGAGGCACGGGCAAGAACAAGAACUCGGCACAUGCUUGGGAUGGAGGGAGGGGAGAGGACGCUGCCCUAGGGUAGGGAGAAAGGAACGAGGCGGCCUGAGAUGUUUUUUCAUCACAGGUCCCAAGAAAAAUCCUCCUCAGGCUCUGGAAUAACACGGGAACCUCAAGAGUCCAGCCUUUUCCUUGUCUUGCCUGGGCUGCUUGAUCUGAACACAGGGCAGAGAGAGAGAGUGUGACAG
Molecule: messenger RNA, 2103 nt
Organism: Vombatus ursinus (common wombat)
Lineage: Eukaryota; Metazoa; Chordata; Mammalia; Diprotodontia; Vombatidae
Gene: PROCA1
Product: protein interacting with cyclin A1
Exons: 4
Coding region: 1-828 (275 amino acids)
Biological process (GO): phospholipid metabolic process; arachidonate secretion
Molecular function (GO): A2-type glycerophospholipase activity
Source: RefSeq, a predicted model, not a curated record